CGGGCAGUCUGAGGCCAAAGUACUUUCUAUUUUUCUCUCGACUAUUUAUUGAAAAGCAGCUGUCAAACAACUGAAGUAACCAGUUGACUGUCUUCUCUGAAAUAAAAUAGUUCUCGACUUGUUCUUUCCCAUCAAAAUUCACUGUUUUAACGCUUUCUGUUGGCUUCGUUCUACAUGAAAAAACUUCGUUGCUUCAUUUGCAUUUGAUAAGCAAACGUUUAGAAAAUGUCAGUGAACUAAACUUCUAGUAGACAUCUUUUCGUUAAAAAGCAAAAACAACGACAAACACCGUAUGGUGCAAAGUUUUCUUUCAAUCUUGUUGCAAAACAGCAAGUGUCAUCUUGCAGAAUGAGAAAGAUGAAUCUGUCGUUCGCCGGCUGUGGUUUCAUGGGUAUAUAUCAUGUUGGUGUUGCAGCCUGCUUGAGAAAAUAUGCUCCAGAUUUGUAUCUAAAAAAAGUAUCUGGGGCGUCUGCGGGUGCCAUAGCUGCCGCCUGUCUUUUGUGCGAUGCACCGUUAGGAGAAAUAACGAGUCAUGUACUCCAAGUCGCGAUGCAAGCCCGUAGUCGAAUGUUAGGACCUUUCAGCCCCUCGUUUAACAUUCAUAACCUAUUGAGACACGGACUUGAAAAGAACCUUCCUGACGACGCCCAUUUACGGGUCAACGGAAAGAUUCACAUUUCUGUAACUCGAGUGUACGAUGGUAAAAAUAUCAUCCUUAAACACUUCGACACCAAAGACGAAUUAAUUCAGGCCAUAACGUGCAGUUGCUUCAUCCCUUUCUUUUCUGGUAUGAUUCCACCUAAAUUCCGCGGCGUUCGUUACAUGGACGGCGGCCUAAGCGACAAUCUUCUUGUUCUCGACGAGCAUACGAUAACCGUGUCUCCGUUUUGCGGAGAAUCAGACAUCUGCCCACGAGAUAAAGAUACAUCAAGACUGAUCCACGUGGUAUUUGCCAAUACGAGUAUUGAGCUGUCCAGGACAAAUUUGUAUCGAUUGGCACACAUCAUGUUUCCUCCGAAACCAGAGACUUUAUCGAAGAUUUGCCAACAAGGCUUCGAUGAUGCUCGUCUGUUUAUUCAGCAAAAUAACCUAGUCGCAUGCGACCAAUGCGUUUCGACGGUCAAUCCUGUCACCAGCACUGCAGCGACCGAUAUCGAUUGUCUUGAGUGUGAGACACAAAAGCAAAUGGUUAUUAUCGAUCGUUUACCGGAAACUGUCAGUCUAACGCUGCAGAACGCUAUCGCGCAAGCCAACGAAGGCCUGAUGAAUUGGAUUUUCCGACACCGAGGAAUGAGACUACUCUCUAUUUUAAGCCUGCCCUACGUCAUACCAGUUGAUGUUGUUUACGCCACGUUUCUCAAGUUCGCUGAUAGUGCUCCAACCAUGUCAACAGUAGGAACAAAUUUAAAAGGAGCUGCCGACUCCUUCAUGACGUUUAUAUUGAGCUUGAUCAUGGAAAUCAUUAAAAAGCGAACGCCUUGCAGUACACGACUUUCCUGCCAGCUGGCUGUCACCGAAUUUGGUCAUGAUGCAAAUCCAUCUUCGGUCGACAACAAGGAAGCAAAUGUAAGAAACCAUGUCAACUUCGGAUUUACUUUUAAUCUCGGGUCGAGCCAUGAGGGUCAAUACUCGUCGACCCCGUUCUUUAGUGACGAUUCAUUCGAUGAAAUUUUAGCCCUAACAGCCAGACACGAUGCCUUAAUGGCACACUACUUUCUUGACGAAAAAAAUCAUGUAGAAUCUUCCAUCUAUCCCAAUGAGUACGCAUCGUUGUUACAUUUCCUGCCUUCAGGCCCAUGCCCGUAGUAUUCCGGAAAACAGCAAUAAUUUAUCGUAUGAAGAAGGGAAUGUAUUUAAGUCAGGAUAAAGAUUGGUAUGUUAAGCUUUAACGUGGGAUUGCUGGACAUGGAAAGCUCACCUUGUUAUAUAUAUCCGACGCAGUGAAAUCGCCUCUUUGUGGGAAUUGAUCGUCCGUUGUUUAUUUGCAUGACCUAGAUUCUCUUAUAUUUAUGAAUAAAACAGAUUGUACAUUGACAACGAAA
Messenger RNA from Daphnia carinata, 2042 nucleotides. Its product is annotated as 1-acylglycerol-3-phosphate O-acyltransferase Pnpla3-like. Gene Ontology annotation, cellular component: lipid droplet; membrane; cytoplasm. The coding region runs from base 349 to 1806 and encodes 485 amino acids. NCBI's taxonomy places the organism in Eukaryota, Metazoa, Arthropoda, Branchiopoda, Diplostraca, Daphniidae. The transcript is spliced from 12 exons. The record is from RefSeq and is a predicted model, not a curated record. Gene Ontology annotation, biological process: lipid homeostasis; triglyceride catabolic process. Gene Ontology annotation, molecular function: triacylglycerol lipase activity.